Molecule: messenger RNA, 516 nt
Organism: Caenorhabditis remanei
Lineage: Eukaryota; Metazoa; Nematoda; Chromadorea; Rhabditida; Rhabditidae
Exons: 3
Coding region: 1-516 (171 amino acids)
Source: RefSeq, a predicted model, not a curated record
AUGUUCGUUCUUCUAACUCUUGCCCUUGUCUGUGCUGCAGCAGCUUCCUCAGGUUAUGGAGCUCCGACCUAUAACCAACCGGCCCCAACAUAUAGAGGUUCGGCCCCAUCUUAUGGAAGUUAUGGCUCUUACUCUUCUGAAUCUAGUAGCAGCAGCGAAGAACACCAUAGAAGACGUUGCAAGAAGCUGAAAGAUUUGGAUAUCGACACUGCUCUCAAAUCGCGCGCUCGUGAUGCCAAAUUCUCCCCAUUGGAGAGAAAAGGAAAGCAUUACACCAAAAUCAGUUGUCCAAAUGAUGGCAAAAAAUAUGCAUUGCUCGGAGACAAGACUGGUGCUAAGGUCACUAUUGGUUCCGAUGAUAACAACAACAGUAUAGUCUUGGCAGAAGGAGUAAACAUUGACUUGGUUGCUAAAUGCAAUGGAAAACGCACCCAUGUCAAAUUAGCCAAUGGGGACCGAGUAAGAAUCAGAAAGGUUGCUUGCGUGCAAUUGGAUGGAGCAAUUACCGCAUUCUAA